AUGGCUUUCGCAAAUGUAAAUCUGAGCAGGAGGCAGCGGCGAGCCCUCUCUUUCUACGACGAUAGCAUUGCCAACACUGCCCGUCUCUCAUAUCCCCCGGUCUCCGUAUCUGACCUCCUGAACUUCUCGUCCAAUGUCGAGCACAACCAGCUGCAGACCGGCAUCCUCCUUUACAAAAUUCUGCCCGUUCGUCUGGCCACCCGUAUCAUCGAUAUUCACGACCUGCCCUACAUCUGCGGCAUCAACCCCUUCAUGCAGUUUAUCCACAAUGACUACGUCAACGUCUUUAUGCAAAUGAAGGCCAUCAAACACAUCAAGACGCAAGCGGACCUUAGCAAAUUCAACACCCUCAUGAUAGAGGGCCUGAAACAGGGCAACUCGGCCCUCCCUCAACUUGCUCGAGCCAGCAAGGAACUUGCCCCGCACUUGGCCCCAGAAGUCCUGAACCGCUUUAUUAACCGCUUCAUUACCUGUCGCAUUGGUCGGCGCCUUCUUGCCGAACAACACCUUGCCAUCAUCCAGCAACAUCUCCAUCCCCAGCCUCACUCGCAUCUCAUCGGCGUUAUCGACCACGAUGUAAACAUUCGAGCCGUCAUCAAAGCCACCUACAAGCGAGCGUUCCUGAUUUCGCGCGAUGUCAACGGCCUCAGCCCCCACAUGGACCUCAACAUCGAGCAGACCACCGCCUUGCCUUAUGUUGUCCGACACAUUCAAUACAUCCUGCUCGAAAUCUUCAAGAAUGCCAUCCGUGCCACUGCCGAGCGUGCCAUCCGAGACUCGACUCGUUUUCUGGACGAAGACGACAUUCCCCAAGUUCAGGUCACUGUCCACGGUGGACCAUCGGAGACAACCAUCAUUGUUUCGGACAAGGGCGGCGGUAUCUCCCAGGACCACCAAGACCGCGUCUUUGACUUUGCCUUUUCCACCGCCCAGGGCCUGGAUGCCGCCUCGCUGCUUGAGCAACCCCAGGGAGUGGGCGACUAUGCCAACCGCCCCAUGGCUGGCGAAGGAUUUGGUUUGCCCAUGGCCCGAGCCUACGCCCGCUUUUUCGGAGGUGACAUUUCAUUUCAAACCAUGCAGGACCAUGGAACUGACGUCUACAUUAAGCUGCGCCACGUGGACCUCAAGGGCACCCAGAACAUCCUCCCCGUCUGA
Molecule: messenger RNA, 1155 nt
Organism: Monosiga brevicollis MX1
Lineage: Eukaryota; Choanoflagellata; Craspedida; Salpingoecidae
Exons: 2
Coding region: 1-1155 (384 amino acids)
Biological process (GO): protein phosphorylation; regulation of glucose metabolic process
Cellular component (GO): mitochondrion
Molecular function (GO): pyruvate dehydrogenase (acetyl-transferring) kinase activity
Source: RefSeq, a predicted model, not a curated record